AUGAAGCCCAAGUAUCUUGUGUUCUUACUGUCAGGCCUUUUGGCCUCUGCUGCGGAAGACCCGGGGCGUGGUCCCGGGGCGGCCAACGGUGCAAACGGCGGCACCUUCACACCGGAGGAUAGCGGUCCGGGUGGUGAGCUUACAGGUUUUGAGGAAGCCACACCCAAAAAGGGGCCAGGCCUACCACCAGGCCACGAAGCUCCGGAGUCAGAUGGUGCCAACUUUUGGAACCCAUCGAACUGGCGGGGUGCCGAGAAGAUUGACGCAAAGGCGGCGUCUGAAAUUCCGACUCCUAAGAAUGAGGGGAGUGCCAAAGGCUUCCUUUACUCUCCACGACCUGCAAAUCAAGAGCUCGGUGACGUCUUUGACAACGGCCUAAAGCGCACUCAGCUUGCUGUCGAAGCCAAGCCCGUUGGCAUCAAGGAGACGCAUUUUGUCCAGCUCACCGGCUCGGCGCAAGUAGCAUAUAAAGGCUCGAUCAGGCCCGGCACGCCGGCCUACUUUCUCAAGAUCUCGCCACAGAAUCUUGAGGAUGGGUACUACCUCCCCAGCAGCCAUCCCGAGUUCACCGAAGCCAAGAAAUACACGUUCCUUACGCCGGGGAAUGUCCCCAGAGAGAGCAUCGUCGGCGCUUGGAAAGUCCGCGCUCGGGACUUGGAGGCGCCCCAGCUCGAGUGGGUGCCCAAUCCUCACUAUUCAUGCCUCGACAAGAUCAAAGACUUUUGCACCAAGCCGCGUGAGCAGUGGCGCGUCAAAACCCGAUCUAGCUGCUUUCCAAGAAUGUUCAAAAGAGGCGUCGGCGCCGGUUUUGAGCCAUGCCUGGAACCGCUUGAGGAGACGGCAAGUGAAGGCGCCGCCGCCGAGGGCGCCGCCGAAGUCGCAGUGGAAUCGUUCGUCAAGGACGUAUCGCAGCCAGCACUACAGAAGGAGGAACUUGAGAAAAUCGCCGACGACUUCGCGGAGUCGCUGUUCCAACGCUGGGUGGCCAAGUACGGGUUCAAAAACAUGAAGUCUCUCGACGGGGUGCCGGUUAAGGACCUCUAUCCUAAGUUCCGGGCACAGAUGAAGGGCUACAAGACUCUCUACAUGAAACCAAGCAAAGCAUCCCCGGGCAUGGGCAUUGUAGCUGUUGUGGGCGUGGGGUUCUGGGUCAAGGAUGUCGUCGACGCCUUUAAAAGGGACCUCCCCUGGGAAGAGAAGGCUGCGGUCGCUACAUCCAUCGUGCCGAUUGUGGGGUGUGCAACGAGAUUUGCCGCUGAUGGCGCCGCCGAUGGGAGCAGCUUUGACGUGGCCAAGAUUGCUGACACGCAAGCUUGCGUUGCUGCCGACACCCUACUUCUCAGCCCCGCGUGGCCGCUUGGCCUGGCUAUACACGGUGUACGAAACCUCGUCAAAACGAUACCCGCCGCCCUCAAGAUGCAGGCUGAAUGGGACAAGCUGAGAAGUGCCGAAGGCCUGAAGCAGCGCUACAAGGAAGAAUGGUCCUCGAUCCGUAAUCAGAUACUGAACUCAACGACGAUCCACUUGACCGAGCUUCAGGUAGAUCGAAACAUAACCAUUUCUCGUCUGUCGGAUCUCAUGGUGGCAGCAGAGGCGGGUGGCAUCCUCAAAGCUGGCCAAGUCAGCAACACUACAGAUCAGGCAGCGCGACAGAGACUGCUGGAAGACGAGGAAUUCCCCGGUCGCCAGGAGCUCGAGAAAGUCAUAUGCGACAAGUUUACGAAUCGGACGAGUACAGUUCGCAUCGACCUGGACCAGUCGAGACAAGCUAUCAAUCAUCGAAUCGCUACCGAGCGACGCAAAUUUAUGCGGAACUUCAUAGGGCACUAUACGACAUUCCUCGUGGACAAUAUACCCAGGGGGGCCUAUAAUAUUCCACCGAGGGAGAAGUACGUUCAAAAACUUAGAAAUCACGUUAAAGAUGUGGCGACAGAGAUGGAUAAAACAGUGCGUGAAGGCGAAGUCGGCCUAGAGGAUAUUGAUAAAGUGAUGAGAAUCCCUCCAAUUCCUCCUACCUGUAUGGAGUAG
Purpureocillium takamizusanense is the source of this 2028-nucleotide messenger RNA. RefSeq lists its product as uncharacterized. The transcript has a single exon. The coding region runs from base 1 to 2028 and encodes 675 amino acids. The record is from RefSeq and is a predicted model, not a curated record. Lineage: Eukaryota; Fungi; Ascomycota; Sordariomycetes; Hypocreales; Ophiocordycipitaceae.